UGUGUUUUUAUUUGAUUUAUCCAGAAACGUCCCAUUGAGAUACAACAUGUCUUCUACCAGGACAUGGAGAGGGACAGAAAACCGAGUGGACAUAGAAACAUACAUGACUCAAAUAUAACCAGCACAUAUGACAAUGAAUGAAAUCUGUUGAAGAGAAUGAAGUGUCUCAUCAAACAAAGCAGCUUUCACUUGUAGAACUCGAUAAAUAAAGUUGUAAUUGUGUGAAUGCUGGAGGAGGAUUACCUCUGAGGUUAAUUAAGUUCUUUAAUUGUCGUCGGGCUAACUGAGCUGUGAUUUGUUGUUUUCCAGGGAGGGCGGACUCUCUGCAUGAGGGAGGUGUGUCCUGUACUCUCCUGCCCCGCCCACCUCAGCCACACCCCGCCUGGACACUGCUGUCCCAGAUGUCUCGGUCAGAGGAAGGUGUUCGAUCUGUCUUUAGGAAGUUGUCUGUUCCACAGUGAGGUCUAUGAGAACGGCACUUCCUUCACACACGACAACUGCACCACCUGCACCUGCAAGGUACCGGACAGGAAGCGGAAAAUCAGCGUCUCUCACCGAGGAUCCAGCCCAUCACCUUUAAUGAAGCCUGUUUAUGUUUCUCUCUCUCCGUCUUCCCAGGAUUCAACAGUGGUGUGCAAGAGGCGGUGCUCGCGGCCGGGCAGUUGCCAGGGCGACCAGUGUUGUGAGGACUGUUUGUCCUACGUGAAGGUGGAGGAGGUGAAGUACUGCAGAGUCCGCAACAAGAUCUACAGGGAAGGAGACAUGUGGUCGUCGGUGAACUGCUCCCUCUGCGCCUGUGUUAGAGGAAGCGUCGAGUGUCGGCCCAAACACUGUGUGCCAAUCACCAGCUGCCCCUCGGUGAGUGACAGGCCCGACAGCCAAUCACCAGCCUGUGUUCGACCACCGGCUCCGUCUCUGCCGCUCUUCUUCAUCCGCUCUGCUCACGCUUCACAGCCCGUGACUCACUCUGUCAUUUUCACUGCACGUGUGUGAUCGUCCUCUGAAGUCCAGACGUUUCACGAUCUUCAGAAAGU
This is a messenger RNA of Paralichthys olivaceus (Japanese flounder), 1034 nucleotides long. The record is from RefSeq and is a predicted model, not a curated record. NCBI's taxonomy places the organism in Eukaryota, Metazoa, Chordata, Actinopteri, Pleuronectiformes, Paralichthyidae.